Molecule: messenger RNA, 1179 nt
Organism: Suillus subaureus
Lineage: Eukaryota; Fungi; Basidiomycota; Agaricomycetes; Boletales; Suillaceae
Exons: 1
Coding region: 1-1179 (392 amino acids)
Source: RefSeq, a predicted model, not a curated record
AUGGGCAUUCAGCUCGCUUCCUCGACACCGUCCACAUUACCGACUUCGUCAUCAGCUGCAUCUGCUGUGACCACCUCGCCUAGUUCCUCUUCUGGAAAUAACAUAUCACUGAGCGCUGUUAUCGGCGCCUGCGUGGGCGCAUUCAUCCUACUCGUACUGGUAAUCUCUUUGGCGAUCUACUGUUCAAGACGACAAAAGCCGCAGCGUCGUGGGAACGCUUCCCCCACUUCGCAGUCCCGCAAUGCUGCGAACAACUUGUCCCGUCAGCGCUCUCAUCUACAGCCUUGGAAUCGCCUAAACGAUGACAAGGAGGGCCAACAGGAUAUGUACCCAAGGCCUCCAUCCGGGCCGAUGGAGAAGUUGGGUGCGAUGUUCAAUCGUACACCCAGCACGAACUCUGGAGAAAAGUCCUCUGAUGACCAUGGAAACCGCGAGUCCAUAGGCACGAUGCAGCACUUUGCCAAAUAUCACCCUGGCUUGGCUGAGGAAAUGGCAUCAAAAUCUGCAGAUUUGGGUUACGUGGUUGUCACCAAACCUCCACCUGUACAGCGGUUUAUGGGCCGUACCCAAGCUGAUGGUGUGCCAACCAUUUCAUGGGAUGGCGAUACUGUCGGAGGGGAUUCGUUCCUCUCCAUGCGCUCGUGUCUAUCUGGUACCAUGUCACCUACAAUGACUAUGGCCAAGUUCACUCCACCCGCAACCGUGUCUGGGUCACAUCGCUGGGAGAGUGCGGAAGUUGGCCAUAUUGACGUAUAUGGUUCAAAGAUGUCAGAAGCAGGCGAUUCGCGCAAUCCUUUCGCGGAUGCGGCUUCCGUCAAGAGCGGCAUUAGCCGACGUGUCACCAAUCCGUUCUUCAACGCGCAGGAGAAAUCCCAAAAGCGCACACUCCUUGCUAACACCACACCCGGAUCCAACCCCUUCGCUGAUUCAAAUACUCCCACACAAAGACCUUUCCUUGAAGUUGAGGCUCGCUCAAAUAGUGACGCCAGCUCCAGCAAUUCCCGCGCUAUGCAAUGUCUCAUCGCUGCACUAGACAUGCCAGCAGAAGCAGGUCUACGCGUGUCGUCCAUGCGAUCAUCACAUUACUCUCACAACUCAACAAUCAUGUCCUGUGAUGAAGUUGACGCCGUGAGCGUGACAGCCUUCCCAUACCCCCCAACGCAAGUUCCACUUAGAUGA